Molecule: messenger RNA, 2086 nt
Organism: Xenopus laevis (African clawed frog)
Lineage: Eukaryota; Metazoa; Chordata; Amphibia; Anura; Pipidae
Gene: pigb.L
Product: phosphatidylinositol glycan anchor biosynthesis class B L homeolog
Exons: 12
Coding region: 326-1924 (532 amino acids)
Biological process (GO): GPI anchor biosynthetic process
Cellular component (GO): endoplasmic reticulum membrane
Molecular function (GO): mannosyltransferase activity; alpha-1,2-mannosyltransferase activity; glycosyltransferase activity
Source: RefSeq, a predicted model, not a curated record
UUGCUGUCAAAGCGCUGUCUGCUGAUGGGUUGACGCCUAUAAUUGGCAUUUACAUUUUUUUUAUACAUACAAAGGUGGCGGUUUGAUGGCGUCAUGCGUAUAAUUGUCAUGUCACAUUCGCUCUAUGAUCUAAGCGCCAGUUACAAAUUAGUCCCGCGCUCUCCCCCUUUUGAUAUUAAAAACGAAACGUGCAGUGUUCCGCGGCGGUCAGCGGUGGAGCAGUCCAAGCAGCAGCAAGACAAGGGGUGCUGGCGCGUCACAACCAAAACAAGGAAAUGAAUUAGAGCCUCGUGUCACAUGGGAUGUGCAAGGUGCAUUGUUGUCAAUGGAGAAGGUAAGGAACAGGGCCAUCUGGCCUUACCCUCGGCAGGACACACAGGGAGCCGUGAAGCUGAGGAAGAGAAAGUCCAGGCUGUACAGCAAGGAAGCAGCUAGCGCUUGUCCCGGAGCAGGUCUCUUAGGAGAAAGUACUUACCUGGUCUUGGCAGCAGUUGGUUUCCGGCUAUUUAACUGCGUGAUGGUCCAGACAAGCUUUGUUCCAGAUGAAUACUGGCAAUCUCUUGAAGUCGCACACAACAUGACCUUUAAUUAUGGGUAUCUAACUUGGGAGUGGACUGAAGGUUUAAGAGGGUUUUUCUACCCUCUGAUGUUUGCAGUUAUAUAUAAAGCUUUAUAUCUGCUUGGCAAGGAUCAUGUCUGGUUUCUGAUCUGGAUUCCUAGACUGGCCCAGGCGGUGCUUUCAGGCAUUGCAGAUGUAAGGCUGUAUAGUCUUGUAAGGCACUUGGAGAAUACAGAAUUGGCAAAGUGGGUGUACUUCUGCCAGCUUUGCUCUUGGUUUACAUGGUACUGCUCUACAAGAACUCUAACCAACACAAUGGAAGCCGUUCUCAGCACUUUUGCUCUAUAUUAUUAUCCUCUGGAAGGUUCAAGUACAAAGAGUAGCACCAAAUAUCUAAUCUGUGUAGCCCUGGCAUUCCUUAUUCGGCCAACUGCACUUAUUCUUUGGAUUCCUCUACUUUUUUACCACUUUGCAAAAGAAAAGAAGAAAGCAGACCUGGUUGUACAUCAGUAUUUGCCUAUUGGGAUUUUAACUCUUGCUACAUCAUUAAUAGUUGACAGAAUAUUUUUUGGAAAGUGGACCUUUGUUCAGUGGAACUUUCUGAAGUUUAAUGUGCUCCAGGAUUUGGGAUCUUUUUAUGGGUCUCAUCCGUGGCACUGGUAUAUCACCCAAGGAGUUCCUGUCAUCCUGUGCACCCACUUACCCUUCUUUAUUCAUGGCUGUAUGGUGACCCCCAAAAAAUACCAGAUUCUUUUGGUAGCUGUAGCUUGGACAGUUUUAAUAUAUAGUGCACUAAGCCAUAAAGAGUUUCGAUUCCUAUACCCUGUACUGCCAGUCUGCAUGGUGUUCUGUGGCUUUUCAUUCUCAAACUUGAAGAGAUGGAAGAAAUCAGCUGUGGGAUUCUUGGUCUUAUCCAACUUGUUUCCUGCCUUGUACACUGGAUUAAUCCAUCAGCGGGGGGCACUCGAUAUUAUGUCUGCAAUUCAGAAGCUCUGCAAAAUGGAGAACUCCUCAGCGUCAUCUCUUUUUAUUCUGAUGCCGUGCCACUCCAUUCCUUUUUACAGCCAUGUUCACUGCCCUAUAAAGAUGAAUUUUCUUGAAUGUCCUCCAGACCUAUCAGAGAGUGAUGUUUAUAUUGAUGAGGCAGAAGUUUUUUAUGCAAGUCCAUUAGCUUGGCUCAACGCAGAGUUUUAUAACAAGACACUUUUACCAACGCACCUAAUCAUGUUUAGUGUUCUGCAACCGGAAAUUCUUUCAUUCCUAACAAAUAACAACUAUGUGAAGACAAGGUCUGUAUUUCAUACUCACGUACCAGUGGGUCGGACAGGAAGCCAUAUUUAUAUGUACGAGAGGAGCGAUCAAUAAAAAUCCUCCUGUCCCAGCGCUCAACAUUCCUUAUACAUUCGCUGCAGCUUUUAUUUGUUUUAUGAAGCCUGUAGCAAUCAUGUAUAUAUGCAUGAAGAACCAACCAUUGUACUAUGUUUAUUUUAUAUUUCUAACUUUUAUUAAAUAAAGAUGUUGAGAGUU